Messenger RNA from Eimeria maxima, 621 nucleotides. RefSeq lists its product as hypothetical. The record is from RefSeq and is a predicted model, not a curated record. Lineage: Eukaryota; Apicomplexa; Conoidasida; Eucoccidiorida; Eimeriidae. The transcript has a single exon. Bases 1 to 621 code for a protein of 206 amino acids.
AUGCGCCACCUACAGAAUAUUGGCAAGCCUAGGACCGAACCCGCCUAUUCACGACAGUGGCUUGCCGGAGGCAGCCAGAUGUUUUUCCUGGCGUUUUUUGCUCUCCCCCUAGCAUAUGUGCUGCUGCACCAGUCAUUUUGGAGUUCUGCAUGCAUGCAGCCGUUUACGGGCCUCAUGCCACUAGUAGGGGAACAGGCUACAGCCUUGGCUGGACUUCUGCUUCGCUGUCAUUCUGUAUUUCUUGGACUCGCCGCAGCCUUCGCUGGCUCAAUUUUGGCCGCAGCCUUUCAUGGCCUUUUCCAGCCUGGAGGAAAGACCAUGUCGGCUGCGUUGGCAGCCGCGGCUUCUCUUGCCUUCUGCGGAUCCAUUUUUUUCGACGUCCUUGCCGCCGCCGUUCCAUCAUCUGGCAUCAGCUGCACCUAUACCCCAUUCAUUGCAGAUAUGCGAAGCGGAUUCGUUGCUGUAAAGGGAUUUGCUAUGGCAUCAACUCUGUCACACCAACUGGGGCAGAUAUGCCUCAGUCUCAGUGCGACUACCGUCAAGCCUAGCGACGAUAGGGAAAUCACCGCAGACCAGCACGAGAAGCAGGAAGCAGACGCCUGUCGUGUUCCGGCAAAGUGA